This is a messenger RNA of Menidia menidia (Atlantic silverside), 555 nucleotides long. The record is from the annotation of a GenBank genome assembly. Lineage: Eukaryota; Metazoa; Chordata; Actinopteri; Atheriniformes; Atherinopsidae.
AUGCCAAACGUCACCAGAAACUCUACUAAACCUGCCUUUGGGGCUGGUGCGAACAAGGCGUGCGAAACAGCUAGUGCUAACCAAGCUAGCCAGAAGGCAGCGCCAUUGCGCGACGACAUUGUGGAGACUGAAGCGGCGGCAGCGAGGCACAUUCCCGGUGAGGUGGCUAAGGAGUUAGCUAAGCUCUCAGCUCUUAUAGUGGAGAAGUCUGACGGCCAAGAUAAGAAACUGGAGGAAAUACGGAUAAGCACAAGGGCUACGGAAAGUAAGAUUGCUGACAUAGCUGAUCGGAUUGACCGUAAUCGCAUCGCUGAGGCUGCACGUAAAAUGGGUGACGUUUCCUGGGAAGAGCACCGUGUUAUGGUUUUUGCGGAUUACUCCAAGCUUUUGAGUGACAAGCGUGUGAAGUUCAACGAGUGCAAAAAACUUCUACACGACAAACAUAUGCACUUCUCCCUGGUCUACCCUGCGGUACUCGUCGUGAAAACCCCUCAAGGACCCCGCCGCUUUGAAGACCACAAAAAAGCCCUGACUUUUAUUCGCUCUUUGGAGUAA